UUCCAGGACUUGCUGCUGCUCCGACCCUGACCUGCGCUUCUCCACUCUGAUCCGACCUGACCUGACCUGACCUGACCUGACCUGAUCUGACCUGACCUGACCUGACCUGACCUGACCUGUAUUUCUAUGACGACAAGUGUAAAGAAGAGCUUGAGCCAAGAGGCGCUGAGGGGAAAUAUCCUACCAAACUUUUGCAAAGGUUCGCGCAAGGGGCUCCGUAGAACGAGCGACUACAAGCCGGGGGAGCGAAGGGUGAGAGAGCGGGGAAGGAGGAAACGGCGGGAACGGAGGGCCGGGGAAGGGGCAGGCGGGAGAGGAGGAGGAGGAGGAGGAGGGGGAAGCGUUGAAGAGGACAACGUGGAGAUCGAGGAGGGGGAGGAGAUGGAUAAGGAUAGUGAAGGAGGCGAAGGGGAGGAAAAGGUGGGGGAGGGGGUGGAGGAGGAGGAGGAGAAGGACGAGGGGGGUGGAAGGAGCUGAAGGAGGAGGAGGAGGAGAAGAAGGAAGAAAGGGGGGGGGGAAGGAGCUGAAGGAGGAGGAAGAGCAGGAGGAAGAGGAGGAAGAGGAGGAGGAAGAGGAGGAGGAAGUGGAAAAGAACAGCUGCUAUUGAUCCAGCCCUUGUACGUUGGAGGAAAAGCAGCAGCUGUAAUGCAAUUGAAAACAAGGAUUAGGUCGUUUCGUUUCUCCAGUCCCCACGCAGAGGAGGCAGUCUUUUCAUCGUUCUAUCCUGAAGAGAUACUAAGCGUUGAAGAUCACGACCCUUUAAAGAUUAGGGUCACGGUUAGGGUAAAUGGGUAAAUUGAAAUGAAAAUCAAUCCACCAU
Chara braunii is the source of this 820-nucleotide messenger RNA. NCBI's taxonomy places the organism in Eukaryota, Viridiplantae, Streptophyta, Charophyceae, Charales, Characeae. The record is from the annotation of a GenBank genome assembly.